Messenger RNA from Elgaria multicarinata webbii, 1173 nucleotides. It is a transcript of the gene UNC50, whose product is annotated as unc-50 inner nuclear membrane RNA binding protein. The coding region runs from base 170 to 949 and encodes 259 amino acids. The record is from RefSeq and is a predicted model, not a curated record. The transcript has 6 exons. NCBI's taxonomy places the organism in Eukaryota, Metazoa, Chordata, Lepidosauria, Squamata, Anguidae. Gene Ontology annotation, cellular component: Golgi membrane.
AACAGCAGCUCAGCUGUUGUGAGUUGGCAACGGCGGGGUCGGAGGCGAAAAGAAGAGACCCUUUGAGCGGGGUGGGCGGGCCUCUUUCAAUCCCCCCACCCGGCGCAGCAAAGAAAGAGGCGGGGGCGGGUCGCCGCAGUGACGCGAAAGCGGGUGGAACGUUCGCAAGAUGUUGCCGACUACAUCAGUUAAUUCCCGAGAUCAGGGCAAUGGAUCUAUAAACUCUAUGGAAGCGGCAAGGCACACAGCAGGAGCAAAGCGGUAUAAAUAUUUGAGGAGACUCCUUCACUUUCAGCACAUGGACUUUGAAUUUGCUGUAUGGCAGAUGCUGUAUCUAUUCACUUCGCCGCAGAAGGUGUACAGAAACUUUCAGUAUAGGAAACAAACAAAAGACCAGUGGGCAAGAGAUGACCCUGCCUUCCUUGUGUUGUUGAGUAUCUGGCUGUGUGUAUCCACGAUAGGAUUUGGCUUUGUGUUGGGCUUUGGAUUUUUUGAAAUGAUUACGCUUCUGCUUUGGGUUGUGUUUAUAGACUGUGUAGGAGUUGGUCUCCUAAUUGCAACUUUAAUGUGGUUCAUCUCCAAUAAGUACUUGAUAAAGCACAAGAGCAGAGACUUUGAUGUGGAGUGGGGAUAUGCCUUUGAUGUGCAUUUGAAUGCUUUCUAUCCACUUCUUGUCAUCUUGCAUUUCAUCCAGCUGAUCUUCAUUCACUAUAUAAUUCUGUUGGAUUCAUUUGUUGGCUAUUUCGUUGGGAAUACCUUCUGGUUGAUUGCAAUUAGUUAUUACGUCUAUGUGACAUUUCUAGGAUACAAUGCACUGCCGUUCCUGAAGAACACUGUCAUUCUUCUAUAUCCAUUUGCACUUCUUAUCCUGCUCUACGUGGUUUCAUUAGCGAUGGGAUGGAAUUUCACAAAAGCACUUUGCAUUUUCUACACAUACAGAGUGAAAUAAACUGGACUCUUUAUCAACAAAUUGGUUGAUCUGGCCUCUUGUACAAAUAGGUGAGAAAUAUACUCUUGUAAAUUACUGUAAAUAACUUGCUCUUCGCUGUAGAUCAGUGUGUACAAAAUACCUGGUUUUUAAAAUACAAUGGCGGGCAUACUAAUUCUGUAUUCUUCUGCUGUCCUUUCCUCAUUGAAAGAGUUGUACAUCUCCUAAUAAAGUUUUUUUUUUAA